This is a messenger RNA of Miscanthus lutarioriparius, 330 nucleotides long. Lineage: Eukaryota; Viridiplantae; Streptophyta; Magnoliopsida; Poales; Poaceae. The record is from the annotation of a GenBank genome assembly.
AUGGCGGCCCACACCGGCCGCGCCGGAGGCCGCAAGCCGCCGCGGCGGGUCCCGGCGGCGAGGCCCGGCUCGGGCGGCCCGGGCGCCGGCGGGACCACGACCACGUACCUGGGCGCGGAGACGACGGCGCUGCUGGCGUGCGUGACGGCGACGCUGCUGGUGCUGCCGCUGCUGCUGCCGCCCCUGCCCCCGCCGCCGCCGUUCGUCCUCCUCGUGCCCGUCGCCAUCUUCGCCGUCCUGCUGCUCCUCGUCCUCGUCCCCUCCGACGCACGCGCCGCCGUCACCGUCGCCGCGCCCGCCACCUCCCCUGGCUCCUCCUCAUACUUGUAG